GCUGAGCGAGCGGCGCGCGAGCCCCUCACCGCGUGCCUGGGCUGGACCGCGAGCUGCCGGCCGGAGCCCCCGCCUGUGCCCCGGGCUCCGCGCCCGUCCAUGAGGCAGAACCGCUCCUCGUCCCGCUCUUCCCUCGCCUCAGCGUGACUCUGUUCUGAUAACUCCGCCCCCUACGUAUCAUCCUUUACUUUGGAUUUCCUUGGUCCAGGCACAAUCUGGGAAGAAGCCUUUCAGCAUGUCGCUGCUCCAUCACUUGUACAACUAUUUGCAGGAUCCAGAGAAAGUUGCCAUGUUCCAACGGCUCUGUGGCGUGGAAGUGCCCCCGGACUGGGGUCUUGCCUCUGUGGCUCCAGUGGAGGUGGGGGAGUCGGAUGCCGUGUUGGUCAAUGGGAGCUGCCCUGUUGCCCAGGCAGAUGAUGGAGGUGGCAGACGGCGCCGAUUCCAAGACCUUUCUAAAGUGGAUGAGAAGGGUGAUGCAGAUCAUUUGAAUGGCAUGAAGAAUGGGGAGGCCUGUGGGGUGGAAUCCCACAAGGAGCCCAAGGUGGAAGAAAUGCCGAGUGGCUGGGGUUCUAAAAGACAGCCUCGUCGCAACUCUCUGACUGGGGAAUCUGUUUGCCAGCAGUUCUCAAUCAGAAACCAUUUUCUUUAUUACCUGUUCAGUCUAGGCACAGAGCUGGGCAAUGAACUCUUCUACAUUCUGUUUUUCCCGUUCUGUAUCUGGAAUGUGGAUGCUUGGAUGGGCAGGAGGCUCAUCAUCAUCUGGGUUUGGGUCAUGUACCUGGGUCAGUGCACCAAGGAUGUUAUCCGUUUGCCAAGGCCUGCGUCUCCACCAGUGGUGAAGCUGGAGGUUUUCUACAACUCUGAAUACAGCAUGCCUUCUACCCAUGCCAUGUCAGGCACUGCCAUCCCUAUGGCAAUACUUUUGUUCAGUUACGGACGGUGGCAGUAUCCUUCGAUAUAUGGAUUGAUUCUUGCCAUCUUCUGGUGUUCUCUGGUUUGUUUUAGUCGUAUAUAUAUGGGAAUGCAUUCAAUUCUGGAUGUUAUUGCUGGAUUCUUUUAUGCUCUUCUCAUCUUGGCUGUCUUCUUUCCAGCCGUGGACCUAGUUGACAGCUUUAAUUUAACCUGCAAGUAUGCACCACUAAUUAUCAUCAGUCUUCAUCUGGUCUUGGGGAUUUUCUCCUUCACUUUAGACACCUGGAGCACCUCCCGAGGGGACACAGCUCAGAUCCUGGGCUGUGGUGCUGGAGUUGCUUGUGGCUCCCACAUGAUGUACAUCCUGAGCCUGAUGCCUGAUCCUUCGCCAGAGAUGCUUCCUCUGUUGCCGCCCCCACUCACCGUUACCCUCUUUGGCAAAGCUAUGCUGCGGCUGCUGAUCGGAGUGGUGCUUCUGCUGCUGACAAAAGCAGCCAUGAAGAAAGUCACCAUCCCUCUAGCCUGUAAGAUCUUCCGUAUACCUUUUGAUGACAUUCGACAAGCCCGGCAGUGCAUGGAGGUUGAAUUGCCUUAUCGCUAUAUUACCUAUGGGGCUGUGGGAUUUGCACUGAGCUUCUUGAUUCCUUCCCUGUUUCUCGUGAUGGGACUGUCCUGAUGCAGGUGUUGUCUUGCUGUGGGAAGGGAGGUGGACAGUUAACAUGUGAAGCAGGUGCACCUUUGAAAAAUGCAGAGAUGUGCUGUUAUACUUUUUCUGCUAAUGUAAUGCGUGACAGGUUAAGAAAGCUCAGAUCUUUGAUAACUUUCAAAACUUAGUGACUUCAUGUCCCUGAGAAAUGCCAUGUCAAGUCUUAAUGUUGUAACAAAAUGUAAACUCUGUGUAUGUGUACAUAUAUACUGUUGAUGCUUCGAACUAUAAAUAUACUUCUAUAUUUGGCCAUGUAAAAAUGGGUAUAUUUAUAGCUGGUUCAAAAGUUUUGUCAGUGGUCAGUUAAAGCCAUUUUGUAUUAAGUUAUUUGUUUCAUUCAACCACAAACUGCUAUAAUGGAAAAGCUUCUUUUGCUUUUAUCUCUGCACUCCCAAUCUUUUAUGGAGGAAAGAAGCUAUUGUAAUGGACCAAAGGUCUAAUAAGAUUUGGCUUAGAAAACCUGGUAUUUUAGAUCCCUUUCCAUAUACUUCAAUAACUUUAAUUUGUGAAUAGGAACCAGUUACAUCCAGGUACUGUAUUUUUGGUUGAUAAUUGUGCCUUUCUGUUGCUAAAUGAAAAAACACCAUAUACUGUGAUGUAUAUAAAAAGCCCAGAAGUAUUUAACAUUUUUACUCAAUUUGGCAGAUAUUUUAAAAUGUAACUAGCCACAAAAGUAAUAAAAUAAAUAUUUUAUCUUCUAUAUUAAAAUAUGAAAAUAGAGUGAGCUGAAACUUAAAAGUUUGCUAGUUAUUUAAUCCCCUU
Molecule: messenger RNA, 2380 nt
Organism: Varanus komodoensis (Komodo dragon)
Lineage: Eukaryota; Metazoa; Chordata; Lepidosauria; Squamata; Varanidae
Gene: SGPP1
Product: sphingosine-1-phosphate phosphatase 1
Exons: 4
Coding region: 236-1588 (450 amino acids)
Biological process (GO): phospholipid dephosphorylation; sphingosine metabolic process
Cellular component (GO): endoplasmic reticulum membrane
Molecular function (GO): sphingosine-1-phosphate phosphatase activity
Source: RefSeq, a predicted model, not a curated record